This is a messenger RNA of Saccoglossus kowalevskii, 1037 nucleotides long. RefSeq names its product cyclic AMP-dependent transcription factor ATF-4-like. Gene Ontology annotation, molecular function: RNA polymerase II transcription regulatory region sequence-specific DNA binding; DNA-binding transcription activator activity, RNA polymerase II-specific. Gene Ontology annotation, cellular component: nucleus. Lineage: Eukaryota; Metazoa; Hemichordata; Enteropneusta; Harrimaniidae. The record is from RefSeq and is a predicted model, not a curated record. Gene Ontology annotation, biological process: regulation of transcription by RNA polymerase II.
UCAACUCCCUUUUUGGGGGAGCUGAAGGCGGGUUAUACAGGAGACUGGAGUCAAAGGUACUCCCUAUCCCCAAGACGGGAUCUGUGGCGGUGAUCUAUUGCAAGAAUUGGAUGAGCUGGCAGAAAGUCCACUCGCAGAUUGGUUAACUGAAAAAGUUGAUUUUGGUUCAUUGGAAUUCCAAGACGAUGGCAGUCUCAUACCUGACAGUGAAUUUAACUCUCAACUUGCUGAAAUGCCCCCAGUGUUGGUUAAUUCAGAAGUUGAUGAGUUACAGGAGUUGGCAGUGAGCCCAGCCGACUUGGAAUUACUGAACAGUCUUGUCGUCAAUUCUGAAGUACCGCCACAGCCAGUCUCCCCUGGAGAAAAUACUGCACCACAUUUAUUAGCAUUGUCCCCAAUGAGCAGUCCUCCACCAUCCAGAAGUGAUUCACCAAUGCCAUUUUUAUCAAUCCCAGAAAACACUGAUAUCCCUUCUUUGAUCCCAGCUGCGACUCUACUGGGCGUUCUAGUCCAGCAAAGCCAAGAACAGUUGUAUUUAUCAAACCAGUCAAUUUCAUCUGAAACUUCCUUGAGCUUGCAGAAUUCCCCAUCCCCAUCACCAUCAGUUGUGUCAUAUACAUCCAGUGAGGUCCAAGAAGAGGUCAUCAGUGAUUCCCCAAAAAGAUCCAAGUCUAAAUUAAAAACCGCCUCUGGUACCAAAUAUGGAAAGUUCACUGAUAGGAAAUCCAGAAAACGUGACCAAAAUAAAGCAGCAGCAACCAGAUACAGAGAAAAGAAAAAAGCAGAGGCUGAUGGUAUACAUACAGAGGAAGAAAGACUAGUUGCUAAAAACACAUCUUUAAAAGAACAAGUAGAUUCCUUAACCAGAGAAAUACAAUAUAUGAAAGAACUAAUGGUUGAUGUGUACAAAGCUAAAGGGAUGAUUUAAAAAUAUAAUUUGUAUUCUAUUUUAUUUUGAAAAUUCAUUUAUUUAGAUGGUAUAAUUAAAUUUAUUAUUUGUGUAGGAUUUUAUUAGACUAGAUGGUUAUCGUCCAUUG